AUGGUGCUAUUGAAGGAGGCUUCUGCGGUCACUGAAUCGUCUGCCAGCGGGCGAGCGUGGUUGGUCUACGGGUCGUCGAAGGCUUCCCACAGGGGGGGGGGGGCUGUAGUUAAUUAUGCCCGCGAGUUGCAGGUGUGCCUGCCAGUAUGCGAGUAUAAUGUCGGCAAAGUUGUUGUCGGUGUCCUGCACAUAGUCUGCUCUCGCAACAACACGUCAGCAGCUCAUCGACAACCGCAGUUGGCCCGUUACCAGCCCAUCAGAGCAUGCUCGAGCCAUCGCACACACGACAUCGAUAGAGAUUUGUCGAAGGAGAGCGCCCAAGCAGGUGCGACCAGCUUCUGCGAGCUACCGUUGGACUUCAAGAGCAAAUGCUGGAAAAGAAUUCUUAAGAGGAGCAAAAUCCACCACCCCACCUCCGUCGGCGCGAGCUCGACUAACACCACUAGUCGAAAUCAACCGAGCAGAGGCUCCCUGAACCCAAAUCAACAGGAACAGAGGAGGAGGGCGAGAAGGAGCCACAACCCCCGCCCCGACCAGUCCGACACCAACGUGUUGCAACCGGCCAGCCACACCAAGCCCAGACUGAAAAACCCCUCCAGCGUAACUCCAACCAAGAGAAAGACGGAGCCCCCGCAGAUCCACGGAACAGACUCCCGUUGUCAUCCUCACCUGCAAGCGGCGAGAAGAGGCGCCAAUCGGACCAAAGGCGUGCGGCUAGGGGGGCGACCGCCGCUCCGAUCGAUCUGGGUUUUUUUCGUUCAGCUCUUUACUGUUCAAUUGAUCAGGGUCAGCUUUAGGAGCGUUACUUCGGUGCAUUAUGUAUGCAAGAAGUUGUGGAACAAGAUUUUUCUGGAAUUGACUUGUGAUGCAUUGUCUUUAGAUGAAAUCAGCUCAGGCUUGGCAUCUAGGCAUGAAGGACUUUGUGGAUAUGUUUAUCCCCCUUACAAUUCUGCGGCAUGCUAUGUAUUCUCAUCUAAUGGUUGCAAGGCGAUACAAAAUUGGCUUCCUCCUGCGCCUGCCAGAGAACUAACUGAUGAUGAAAUCGCUUCUCGUGUCGUAAUUAGAGAUAUACUGACAACUCCUCCUGUUAUAUCAACACAGCCCAAAAUUGCAUUCUUGUUUCUGACUCCGGGUGCUUUACCAUUUGAGAGAUUAUGGGAUAAAUUUUUCCAGGGUCAUGAAGGUAAAUUUUCUGUAUACGUGCACGCUUCCAAGGAUAAACCUGUUCAUUUCAGCCGUUACUUUCUCAAUCGGGAAAUUCGCAGUGAUGAGGUAACGUGGGGAAAAAUCUCAAUGGUAAAUGCAGAAAGACGGCUUUUAGGUAAUGCACUUAAAGAUCCAGACAACCAGCAUUUCGUACUACUUUCUGACAGCUGUGUUCCUCUUCGUAAUUUUGAUUAUGUGUACAAUUAUCUCAUGUACACAAACGUCAGCUUUGUAGAUUGCUUUGAGGAUCCUGGUCCACAUGGAAGUGGAAGGUAUAUUGAACAUAUGUUACCUGAAGUUGAGAAGAGAGAUUUUCGAAAGGGUUCACAGUGGUUUACACUGAAGCGGCAGCAUGCUAUUAUAAUAAUGGCUGAUAGUCUCUAUUACUCUAAAUUCAGGGACUAUUGCAAGCCGGGAAUGGAAGGAGGACGCAACUGUUACUCUGAUGAACACUAUCUGCCCACAUUUUUCUAUAUGCUUGAUCCAGCUGGAAUAGCUAAUUGGUCCGUAACACAUGUCGAUUGGUCCGAAAUGAAGUGGCAUCCAAAGUCAUACCAGGCUCAGGAUGUUACAUUAGGACUGAUUAAAAGUAUUACUUCUAUUAGAGAGAGCAUACAUGUUACAAGUGAUGAAAGGAGAGAAAUUCAGAUUAGGCAGUGCCUGUGGAAUGGAAACGAAUGGCCAUGUUACUUAUUCGGCAGGAAAUUUUUGCCUGAAACUCUGGAUAUUUUACUGCAUCUUUUCCCAAAUUACACAUCUAUUUGA
Messenger RNA from Striga hermonthica, 1971 nucleotides. Lineage: Eukaryota; Viridiplantae; Streptophyta; Magnoliopsida; Lamiales; Orobanchaceae. The record is from the annotation of a GenBank genome assembly.